Molecule: messenger RNA, 5494 nt
Organism: Ostrinia nubilalis (European corn borer)
Lineage: Eukaryota; Metazoa; Arthropoda; Insecta; Lepidoptera; Crambidae
Gene: Als2
Product: alsin
Exons: 9
Coding region: 220-5025 (1601 amino acids)
Biological process (GO): regulation of GTPase activity; endosomal transport
Cellular component (GO): cytoplasm; intracellular membrane-bounded organelle
Molecular function (GO): small GTPase binding; guanyl-nucleotide exchange factor activity
Source: RefSeq, a predicted model, not a curated record
UCACCGAAGUUAUAAAUAAAUAUUUAUUUGUUCAUUUUCAAAUCAUAAAUCACUUUCUUAUAGUCCUUUAGUGCUAUCAUGUUUGUGUUCACCAAACUAAUUAACUGUAACAGUGCCACAAGUAAAACUAAGGUUUAUAAACCGUUGAAAGUGCUAGAGGAAGCUCGAUUUCAAUGAUACUCCUACUUCCCGGUAAAAGAAAGAAGUCUUUAUCAAAUAAUGAGUCAACAUAAGUUCUGGAAAGGGAUCACACCAUUGAACAUCUCUUCUUCGCAGCAAGUACCUGAAAAAAUCGUGAAACUUUGUUCCUUGGGCAGUGACUUCAUUGUUCUAGGAAAUGACCAUGGUCUGUAUCACUGCGACAUUGAAGAAGAUUGUUUAGUAUUUAGGAAAAUAGGUGGCAUUUCCGCUAUCGACAUAUCAUAUCACGGCGAUGUUCUUUACGUAAUAGACGUGCAUGGACGUAUCUACAAGACGAAUUCUACUUUCAAAAGUAAAGAAGAGAUCGUCGUGAAAGAAGACGCGAAGUGUUGCCCUCACGGCUUCAAAAGUUCCAGUUACAAAGUGAGGUUUAGGAACGUGGUGUCAAGUGAUUUUGGGCAACUAUUUAUCAGCAGCGAUGGGCAACUCUGGGGCUGCGGUGUUAUGCCCCAAAUAGGAUUAGAUACUAGUAGCAUUAAGAAAGUUCUAUUUUUCGAAGGCCGGACAGUGUACAGUGCGUCAGUUGGGCAGAAUUUUGCAGCAGUGAUAGCUAGGAAAAACGUGAAGCGGUCGGGGAACUGUGACACUGAGAGUGAUAAUGAUGAUGAGGAGGUGUUUGCGUCAAAUUGCUCACAAUGCCAGACAAUAAUAGGCCUAGCUUCCCCUGCGUCUGUGCCGUCCCUCUCAGAAACCUGCCCCUUAGGAGUACAGAUCAGCAAGUCCAGUGAGGACUCCAGUAGUACAACAGCCCCUCAAACUGACGUCCAUGUUGAUGCUCAUAGUUUUACUGAAGAUUCUAGUCCCUCAUCAGAAGAGUCAAAAAUUGCAAGGAGUAAUGCCACUGAAAAAAUCACUGAUAUUGAACCUGACAGUGUGGAAACCAAGUCACAUGAUGAUGAUGAUGAAAGCACUGAAAAAGAUAAUGCAAGUACCCAUGAGAGCACAGAGAAAAUAAACAAUAUUUUUAUAAACACAGAUGCAGCUAGACAGUUCCUUAGCAGGCAGUUGUCAUGGGUUUCUGCUGGAGAAGAUUAUUUAGUGGAAUAUACUGAAAAACCAACAAGAAUCAUCAAGGAGAAUGUUUCAAAUCUAACCAACUUUGUGUAUGAAGGUGUGAAGACAGUGGGUGACAAAGUGGCAACCUUAUCUAGACACGUCAGUGGCAGUAGUGAAAACAAUGAAGUGGUAGAACUACAAAAUAGGCACAACAAUGAAGAAUUCAAUUCUCUAAUGUAUAGCUGCGCUUCAAACUGUAAUAUGGACGAAUUACAGUUCUCUACAAGUACAAUAAGCAGUGAAAAGGAGUUUGAGGCAGCCAGAAAGAAUGAAAACCUCAAAAACAUGUCAAAACUUGGUAAAAAUAUUUUAGCAACUGAACUGUGGACCUGGGGAGACAUAUCAUAUGGACAGUUAGGUAUAGGUGACACAGUCAAGAGACUGAAGCCAAUGGUUGUUAUGAGCUUAUCUGGUUUUGGACUUCAGAAAGUUUCUUGUGGUAAGUGGCAUUGCUCAGCGCUCACCCUUGAUGGCCGCCUAUUCCUCUGGGGCUACAACCAUUUCCAUCAAGUCAGCUUUGAAUCUAGAGAUGACAAAAGUGGCCCCAAGAAGUUUACUGAAAAUUCAGAUAGUGAUAGAGUGAGAGACAUGAUUGCUACUGACCAUCACACACUUGCUUAUACACACAAUGAAAACAUUUUCUACAUGGGAAAACAUACUGAAGGUUACACAGAAACCAUUGUGAAUUUGAACAAGAAUGCAGAGAAUGAGGAGAUUAAAGAAAAUGGCAAAGAUCUGGCUGUGAAAAUAACUGAGCCCCAAGUGUACAUAAAUAAACCCCAGAAUAUGUGUUACCAUUGGAGAAUUUUGUCUUCUGGUAACAUCAGUUAUUGUUCUCUUGAAGAGUCCAUGAAAUGUCCAGAAUUUCAGGACUUAUCUAUUGCUCAAAGGUAUUUAGAGGAGAUGCUGUUAAUAUAUCAUUCCCUCAUCAAGCCCUUUUUAAAAAAGAGUAAAGUAAUUACUUCACAUUCCAUUAUAUACGAAACUGUUUGUGAUAUUUUUAGUGACAUUUUGAAUACAACUGCCCUGAAUGUGCUCUCGAUGUGGCAAUACGCAGAGAAGCACAUCAAUGAAUGUGAUAUUUCUUUAAUAAAAAAUUUAGAAGAGUAUAUUUAUUUGUACAGAAAGUAUUAUGUAGCUGUAAGCAAUUUGAUUGUUAUCGGAGGUUUUUCUAACAUUAACAAUAUAGUUGAUGUUCCAAAUAGUAUUUAUAAUUUAUUUAGUGAUCAACUCCCAUCAAACAAGCAGAAAAACAACAAAAAGACUCUGGAAGCCAUAGUAGCACUUGCUUUUGUGCAGCCAUUAACAAGAUUGAGCUCCUACAAGUGUAUAGCUCAGUCUCUUUUGAGAUAUAAAUCGCAAAGGAAAAAGGCCGAUGCCAAAACUAAUAUCGACGAUCGAUUGAACAAAGUAAUCUCGUCUUUGGAUACUCUGAUAGAGGAACAAGAGAAGAAACGGAAAGAAGCGGACUUGACGAAGCUAUUUUGGGAGAGCAUAGGGAAAUCUCUGGAACAGUACAGGACUCCAGAACGUCGUCUAGUCAGGGAAUCUAAGUCUCGUCUUCUCAAUCUGGUGAACCCUGGCAGGUUUUCGUCGCAUUGGUUCAUUUUAUUCAAUGACUUGUUCAUUCAUGUGGUUGGCAGUACGCCCAACGUCCACCCCUUGGACACACUAUGGGUGGAACCUAUUCAGAACACAGACUCCGUACAGAAUGCUAUACAGUUGACAACACCCGAGGAGAUUCUCUCUGUUUCCACGAGUACCGAGCAGGAGAAAACGGAAUGGAUACAUGCGUUAAACUUGUCCAUAAGGUCUGCUUUGAACAAGGAGUCGAACUUCAAACCGCCGCCGGCUAGGACGGCGAGCUACACCUUUUCGAGCAAAAAUGUCUUCUACAAAGAUGCGCAGUAUAGCGGUCGGUGGUUAGACGGCAAGAUACAUGGUAGCGGCAAAGUGGAAUGGCCUGAUGGCAAGCUUUAUGUGGGCCAGUUCCAAAUGAAUUCCUUGUGUGGUCAUGGGAAGAUGGAAAUGCCUAGCCAAGGAAUCUACGAAGGCCAAUGGAAGGACAAUCUCCAGAAUGGCUACGGUGUGAUGCGCUACACAAAUGGCGACAUAUACGAGGGGUAUUUCAAAGACGGCCAGCCCCACGGUCACGGGAUAAAAAAGCAGGGGGAUUUUACGUCAUCCUCUGCUACAAUUUACACUGGGGAAUGGGUGAACGGGGCGAAACAAGGAUAUGGAGUCAUGGACGAUAUAGGAAAAGGGGAGAAGUAUUUGGGCAACUGGAGUGACAAUAAGAAGCAUGGAUGCGGCCUCAUUGUGACCUUGGACGGCAUAUACUAUGAAGGUCUCUUCAUGCAGGAUGUUCUCACGGGUCACGGAGUAAUGGUCUUCGAAGACGGUACCCACUACGAAGGGGAGUUCCGCUCAGCCGGUGUUUUCUCCGGGAAGGGAAUCCUGACCUUCUCUAGCGGGGACAAAAUAGAGGGCUCCCUUAGCGGCGCCUGGACUGAAGGCGUCAAGAUAUCCAACGCGACUAUGCACCUGAACGUGUCGAACCCUGCCCUGCCGGCUAAUUCUAAACCUAAUUCCUUCGGCAAGCUCAGUGUAGCUCCAAACCAAAAAUGGAACGCUCUCUUCCGGCAAUGCUUCCAAUGCCUGGGAGUCUCUGAGACCAUCCUGACCCCAACCGGCAACCACUUCGCAAACGGUCCAGCCGGACCUACCAUAGACAACGCGAAGAUCUGGCAGAAUGUAGCUGUAGCUAUAUCCUGCUCGCAUAAAGAGAAGCAUAAUAGAACCCCAUCCAAAAGUAGUAGGAGCAGCGAUAUUGAAAAGUCGGUGGAUUGUUUGGAGGUUAUCCCGAAGUUUGGACAGAAAACGCUCAAUUUGGACGACUAUACGGAACUGAGAUUGUAUUUGCAAAAUGCCUGCGAAUCGUCGCACCAUCCGUUAGGCCAGCUAGUCCUAAGCCUAACUAACGCAUUCAACACCACAUACGGAGGCGUCCGCGUUCAUCCGCUACUCCUAAGCCACGCGGUCAAAGAACUGAAGAGUAUCACCUCGAGGCUAUACCAAGUUGUGAGGCUAUUGUUCCCGGCGUUACCACCAGAGGGCACUGAUGUGGUUCUAGCUUAUAGGACGGAGGGAAUGGAAGAGGAGGUUUAUAGUGAAGACAGCAAUCCUAUUGAUGGCGAAGUAAUAUCAGCGGCCUCGCUACUCCAACCAACGUUAUUACCCCGAGUUCAUCCUGCCCUGUUUGUUCUGUAUGCCCUUCAUAACAAGAGGGAAGACGAUCUUUAUUGGCGACGACUGCUCAAGUGGAAUAGGCAGCCGGAUCUGACCCUUAUGGCGUUUUUGGGAAUUGACCAAAAGUUCUGGGUAGGCUACAAAGGCCACAACCCCUCGUCGCCUCCGUACUCGCCCGUCAAAGAGCAGCUGUUCCAAGAAGCUGUGGAGACUCUGCAGCAGCUCAAGACCACCUUCUCGCCCAUUGAGAAGCUGCUGGUCAUCAGAACUACCUUCCAGAAGAUGACCACAGCUGUUCAGCAAGAGCUUGGUUCAAACUACCUCUGGAGUAUGGACGAAUUGUUCCCGGUCUUCCAUUUCGUAGUGGUGCGCGCGCGCGUCUUACAACUCGGCUCGGAGAUACACUUCGUGGAAGAUUUCCUCGAGCCCGCCGUGCAGCACGGAGAACUGGGCCUUAUGUUCACGACUCUAAAGGCAUGCUACUUCCAAAUACUUCAAGAGAAGAUGUCGAUCAACUAGUAGAAAAAUAAUUAUGGCUCGAAACGCAAUGAUCUCGCAAUACGUAAUGGUGCGUUGUAUUAAGUCUGUUCAAUACAAUUCAAUGAAAAUUUCAAGGAAUUGGGAAUUUUAAAAGCUACUUUAUUUAAUUGAAAAAAAAGACCUUCUUUUUAAUUUCUUCCAUUCAGACAUUUUGAUGUCGAAUUCUUAUUUUUCCAUGUCUUACCUUCAUAAUAUCUUUUUGGUUUUUUAUUGGAUUUUCAUGGAAUUUUAUGGGACAGGUAUUAUAGUUAUUAGCUUUCGCAAUAAUUUGCCGAUUUACAUACGCUAGGUGUUCAUUAAAUUAGGCGGAAAUUACUAUACAUAUAUUGUUAGCUUAUUACUAGUAACUAAAAUGUCUACAUUAUAGAAUGAAAGAUAAAGUAUAUAGGGAUGAAUUUUCCAAAUGUAUGGGAAACUAUGAGAAAUAGAAAUUUAAUAACUGAAACUU